Pelodiscus sinensis (Chinese soft-shelled turtle) is the source of this 1410-nucleotide messenger RNA. NCBI's taxonomy places the organism in Eukaryota, Metazoa, Chordata, Testudines, Trionychidae. The record is from RefSeq and is a predicted model, not a curated record.
UUAGAAAACAUCAGCUCUUGAGAGAAGUGUGUACCUUUUAUAGGAUUCUUUGCUCCUUCUGUCAACUUUGGAGUGACUUUUUUUUAAUCAUCAAACUAUCACAAGUGACCAAGACAGCUAAAGGGGGAGAAGGGCUUACAGGUGUUCUCUGCAUUAAAUCAGAAUCAUGGGAUUGUUUGAUAAACUAGCUGGGUGGCUUGGUCUGAAGAAAAAGGAAGUUCAUGUUUUGUGCCUUGGGUUGGACAAUAGUGGCAAAACAACUAUCAUUAAUAAACUUAAACCUUCAAAUGCUCAAACUCAAGACAUAGUUCCAACAAUAGGAUUCAGUAUAGAAAAAUUCAAGACAUCCAGUUUGUCUUUUACAGUGUUUGAUAUGUCAGGCCAAGGCAGAUACAGAAACUUAUGGGAACAUUACUACAAAGAAGGCCAAGCCAUUAUUUUUGUCAUUGAUAGCAGUGAUAAGUUAAGAAUGGUUGUGGCCAAAGAAGAACUUGACACCCUCCUGAAUCACCCAGAUAUCAAACACCGUAGAUUACCUAUCUUGUUCUUUGCUAACAAGAUGGACCUCAGGGAUGCGGUAUCAUCUGUGAAAGUCUCUCAGUUACUGUCUUUAGAGAACCUCAAAGAUAAACCAUGGCAUAUCUGUGCUAGUGAUGCACUUAAAGGAGAAGGGUUACAAGAAGGUGUAGAUUGGCUCCAAGAUCAGAUCCAAGCAAUGAAGACAUGAGAGGCCAGUAAGAUAAAAGACCUGUCAUACAUUAACUUUGGCAGUAGAUGUACAAGCUCCUGGAACCCCAAGAAAGACCUCAAAGAAUCAAAAAUCUAAAUACAGUGCAUUCUGUUGUUUCCUUUCAUUAUCUUUUACAAGGGGCCAAGAGAAGUAAACUUUUUAGAAAAUGUAGUGCCUCAGGUAUGUACAUACAUGAAUUAAAUUAAAUCUUUGCUAAGUCUGAAGAGAAUGCUAAAGUUAACACAUUAUUAAUAAAUAAGCAUCCUCCAUCCUUUAAGUUUUAUUGUGAAAUACAGUUUUAAGCUUCUAAUACAUCAUUUAAUAUAUCCAGAUUUUCAAAGUUAUUAAUGAUUUCAUGUGCCACCAUAAUGUUUUGCAUAUUGAACUUUAGACAUCUUGCAAAGAAGCCUUUUUCAGAAUAUGGAUGUGCAGCAUUUCUUGAAAAUGUCCCUGUAAGGUGUCUCAGGAAGGGCACUCAAAAUCAGUAGUCAUUUCUGAAAAUCUUGUCUACUGGUAUUAGUUUUUUAAAGUAUUUUUGUAACGUUGUAGGUUAAAAUGUGGUAUGUGUUGGUUAAAAAUGAUUGCAGAUGUUUUUAAGGAAUAGCUUGUAUUGUAAUGCAACAGCUGUACACACACUCCUCUCAAUAAAAUAUAAAUAUAAGAUAUACAUGUUGUUUUGA